Molecule: messenger RNA, 601 nt
Organism: Tripterygium wilfordii
Lineage: Eukaryota; Viridiplantae; Streptophyta; Magnoliopsida; Celastrales; Celastraceae
Product: putative cell wall protein
Exons: 1
Coding region: 58-417 (119 amino acids)
Source: RefSeq, a predicted model, not a curated record
ACUCUUCUGCACCAAAAACGCAAAACACCCAUUCGACACUUGAAUAGUUCUCUAGCAAUGGCUUAUAGCACCAUGAACUCACUCUUUGCUCUCCUCUGCGCAAUGAGUAUCCUGCUUGCAAUUACAGGCCAAGCAGCUGGACGCAAUGUUCCAAAAGGCUCCAAAAAGGAUGUGGAUGUGAAGCAGCUUGACUGGUUGAUUAAGUCUGAUAACAGUGUGCUGAUUCCUGGCAUUGGACGCGUGAUUAUACCACCAGCGUAUAGGAUAUCACCUUACGAUCCAUACACCGGUGGCAUUGGAGGGACAGGAUCACCACCAAGUCAUAUUCCUGGCGGAGAUGAUACUUAUGUGCCAAAUCCUGGAUUCGAGGUUCCCACUCCGGGCAGCUCUGGGGGCGCGUCACCUGCUAAUCCUUAAGUACGCAUUGCUGCUAUGUUUGAUUAAUAAUGGUGUUGUGCUUAUGGCUGUGUGUCUAGUUUCUAGUCUGGUUCAAAGUUAUGUACCGAUUUCAAUCUAUCAAAGUUUCCCACUUUGAAGAUGUAAUAAAUAUCCAAGGUGCUUCCAGCUUCCUUCCAUAAAAUUAUGCAGAAGCUGUUAGGCA